AUGGAACGAUCAUCAAUUGAAGCUAUAGUACAACUGGGAGUAAGCGAGAGCAAAGCUGUUGAAGCGUUAAAGAAAUUCGGUGGCGAUGUGGAUCGUGCUGCAAACUUCAUAUAUGAAAAUCUGGAUAAUAUGUUUACUGAUCCUGAAGAAACUCCUGGAUUGGCACCAUUGGGCUCAGAUUCACAAACUAGUAACUGGGAGGAUAGAGGAGGGGGUAGCGUGUUAGGUUGUUUCGAUAGAACAAAUGAUUCUUCCUCUCUUGAAAAUGAUCGUGAUAUGAAAACAGCGAUGGAAGCCUCCAUGGCUGAUAAAGAAAAUGAAGACCUCCAAAAGGCGAUCGAUAGGAGUAAGACUGACAGUUACGCUGGAGCUCUUAUUCCUUAUAAUGGUGGUGGUUAUAAGCAAAAAGACAAAAGCUUGACACAACCAUUGUUUCACAUUCCUGUUUUUCGUUUGUCUUUGUUGGCAUUUCGUCCGACUAAAGACGAUUGGGGUAAUGUAGAAGGUUAUUGGAAGGGUCAAAAACAUUAUAAUUAUGAUGAUAGGUCUAAAUUUUAUAGUACGAAUCGUCAGGAAUCUUUAAAAUGUAAUCAAAGAACGUACGGUGAUUCAAGUCUAUUAAUGGAAGUUUUGGAUUUUGAUGAAAAAGUAAUUUGGAAUGAAGCGGAGGUCGUGUGUAAAAUAUAUCCUAGUUGUCUUACAGUUUAUGAUGCGUUGGAUCGCGUAAUGCAAGAAUCAGGAGGGAAUUCGCGUAAACCCUUCUUUACACAAUUAGCACACAUAUUAAUCAUGAACUUAAAACAUAAAGAUAAAGAUAGUAAUACUUGUUAUCCUAGUUUUGGAGGGGAAUCAACAUUCCAAGUUCUUAAAGAAUUAUAUAUGGAUCGUUAUAUGUUUGAAAAUAAUGAGUUUAUUGAAAAUUGUUGGCAAAAAAUUGAAAUAAUGAAGAAUGAACUCAAAAAAAUAAACCAGAGCAUUGAUAAAAUUAUUAAAUUUCAGGGAAAAUAUAAUGGUCCAGAUUUGCUCAAAGGUUCAAUAGAACAUUUUCAACAAAAAUGUAAAAAAGCUGAAGAAAAAGGUGCUUCUGAUAAUAAUGCACUUCAGACAAAAGCUUGGCUAGAGAAUUUCUUGGACAAAGUUGAACAAAAAUUGCACGCUUUGCUUGAAAAAAAGGAUGAACUGGAACAGAAAAUUAGACAAAUGUUUGAUAAACCUGAUAUGAAAAAGUGUCAUUAUCGUCUCAAGGCCGUUUUAGUUCAUAAUGGACAAUCUGGUCAAGGAAAUUACUGGGCUUAUAUAUGGGUUUCAAGGUGCAGCAAAUCAGAUACUCAUAAUCCUAGUACAAUUGAUAAUGGUAACUGGAUGAAAUUCCAAGAUAAUACCGUGGAAGAGGAGAUUUUUAUUCAAGCCACAGUGUUUACACACUUUUUUUAUGUAAACGCAAAAGUUGAUUACAAUUUCCCAAGCCUCGAGAAUGUUAUUCCUGAUUCUCUCAAGGCGUUUGUAGAAAAAGACAAUCAAAUACUUGAAGAAGAAAUAGGUAAUGAGUUCCGGCAAGUAGAUGCAGAAUUACCAGACAGCAAUGCUAUGGACAGCACAUGGGAGUCUGAUUCUACCGCUUGUGGUGGAUUGUCUGAUUCAGAAAAGAAUAUUCAAGCUCGUGUUGAUACAAUAACUGAACAAGCAAAUAAUAUUAAAAUUUAUGAUUCAAAAAUUUUGCAAAGAAUAGAAUUCUUUUUCGUUAAGCUCGGUCAAAGUGAAGCCAUCAAAUCGCUUUUGACUGAAUACAUUGAUUCAAAAUUCACUUCAGCUCUGGAUUGGUCUGAUCCUAUUCCUUUAGUUGAAAAUUAUCGCCGGGAUACACGAUACGUUAAAGUUAUUGACUCCUUCAAUGAAUUUAAAGAGAUAUCUCAAUGUAUCAUUGAAGGUUUAGAUCAAAUGAUAAAAAAGGAAUACAUCCGUGCGAUCGGAUAUUUUUAUAAAGCUUUAGAACUUGAAGAAUCAUGGCUAAAACAGAUAACGUUUAGUAGCGAAUUCAUCAUGGUUAAUGUGGAGUCAUUACGACGAACCAAUUUUAUUCUCUCAUAUGCAAAAAUUUGUUUAAAGGCCAAAAGGAGUGAAUUAUUCGAACAGGCUAUUCGAGAUGCUACAUUUGUCCUAAAAACGUUUAUGGUUUUUGUUAAAAAUUGUAGAACGGAUGUUUUAUUUAAUGAGUUUUUACAGGAAUGGACUAGUAUACAAUCAUCAGCAGAUAAAAUACAUGAAAACUUGAUUUCAGAAUUGAUCAGAGAAUAUAUUUCAGUUAUCGACACUAAUGAUGGAGAUGAAUUAAGUCCUCCGUUUAAAUAUCCGGAUGAAAUUGGCAUGGAUAAUGAUACUACAUUAUGUGAAAGGUAUGAUAAACUAACAUGGAGAUGUAAAGCAGUCUAUAAAGAAUAUAAUCCACCUGAUCCGAAAAAUUGA
Dentiscutata erythropus is the source of this 2463-nucleotide messenger RNA. The record is from the annotation of a GenBank genome assembly. NCBI's taxonomy places the organism in Eukaryota, Fungi, Glomeromycota, Glomeromycetes, Diversisporales, Gigasporaceae.